Parus major (Great Tit) is the source of this 3656-nucleotide messenger RNA. RefSeq names its product peroxisomal biogenesis factor 13 (gene PEX13). Lineage: Eukaryota; Metazoa; Chordata; Aves; Passeriformes; Paridae. The coding region runs from base 43 to 1230 and encodes 395 amino acids. The transcript is spliced from 4 exons. Gene Ontology annotation, biological process: protein import into peroxisome matrix, docking. Gene Ontology annotation, molecular function: protein binding. The record is from RefSeq and is a predicted model, not a curated record. Gene Ontology annotation, cellular component: peroxisomal importomer complex; peroxisome; peroxisomal membrane.
GAAGCGGGGCCGAGCGGGGCCGAGCGGGGCCGAGGGGGCGCGAUGGCGGCGACGCCGCCGCCCAAGCCCUGGGAGUCCCGGCGGCUGCCGGGCACCGCGCCCGCCUUCCAGUCUGCUGACUUGGGUGACAACCUGCUGACCAGGCCCGGACAACCCACGGUGGCACGAAUCCCUCCACCCAUUUUGCCGAGACCGUCGCAGCAAACGGCAAGCAGCAGCCUGAGCGCUUUCAGGCCAGCCUAUAGCAGCUCUUUCUCUCCAGGCUAUGGCUCAUAUGGCACCUCUUUCUAUGGAAGCUAUAGUCCCUACAGCUAUGGCUACGGAGGGCUGGGCUAUAACCGCUUCUGUGCCGAUGGCAUUCCCCCCAGCAGGUUUGUGCAGCAGGCUGAGGAGAGCAGCAGAGGUGCCUUCCAGUCCAUCGAAAGCAUCGUGCACGCCUUCGCCUCGGUCAGCAUGAUGAUGGAUGCUACCUUCUCUGCUGUCUACAACAGCUUCAGAGCUGUGCUGGAUGUGGCCAACCACUUCUCCCGCCUCAAAAUUCACUUCACCAAGGUGUUUUCAGCUUUUGCUCUAGUGAGAACUAUAAGGUACCUCUACCAACGCCUGCAGCGCUUGCUGGGUCUGCGGCAGAGCUGCGAGAACGAGGAUUUGUGGGCUGAGAGUGAGGGCAAAGUAGCUCGUGCUGGCCUUGAAGACAAGGUGGCUAACUCUGCAAAAUCCUGGCCUAUUUUCUUAUUCUUUGCUGUUAUAUUGGGAGGUCCCUACCUGAUUUGGAAGCUGCUUUCUACAUACAGUGACGAAGAAACAGUGUCUAGUAACUGGGCGAGUGGAGAAGAUGACCAUGUAGUUGGAAGAGCAGAAUAUGAUUUCAAUGCUCUCUCAGAAGAAGAAAUUUCUUUCCGUGCUGGUGACAUGCUAAGAUUAGCACCCAAAGAACAACAACCCAAGAUCCGUGGUUGGCUUCUGGCUAGUUAUGACGGCCAAACGACAGGACUUGUGCCAGCUAAUUACAUCAAAAUCCUGGGCAAAAGAAGAGGUAGGAGAACAGCGGACCCGGAAAGGGUUCCAGAGCAGCGGCCGGCUUUCCCCAGCACAGCUGUCAGAGGAGCCCCUGCUGCUGUGACUUUAGAGGAGCAGGAAGCUGCUUUUGAAACUGUUUUUGCUGGAUGCAGCAAAGUUCCCGUUGCGUCGGACUCCGCUGUGGCCGGUGGAGAGAAGCAGGAACUCUGAUGCACUUUGAUCAACAAAGCGACUGAACUGUGCUUUAUUGAUACCACUUAGGGUUUGUUGAAAAUCUGGUUUUUAAUGGAGCACUGUGGGUCUGUACCAGUUACUGCUGCUACUGGUUGGUGAAGGGAUGGAGAAAUCAUUGCUCAAAUUUUGGUAUUUAUUUUUGACUCACCUAAGGCUGUACGUCAGUGAUUCUACCCACCCACCUGGCAGCAACUCUGAGAUCUUGAGAUAGGAGAAACGAGGCAUUUAGAAAAAAGCAAACAAAGGGGAAAAAAAUAGGGCCUGCCAUUCUUGUUUAGGAGACAAAUAAACACCCAGUCUUUGUAGGAGUAUUGAGCCUCUUGAAUAGAGGUGGAAAGGGAAGGUUGAUUUCUGUAAGCUGUCCUCCAGAACUUCACACUCAGAACCAUGAGGGAGUAAAACACAUUGGCUCCCUCUGAAAGGAGGGAGAGUUGCAGGAGAUGCACACAGUUGAAUAGUUAGAAGGUUUAAGUUGUUUUUCAUAAGAAGUAGGGUUCUGUCAUAAAGAACUUAGCUCUUAGAAUAAAAGGGAGAAACUUGGGAGGAAGGGAGGAGAAACAGAGUUUAGAAAGGGAGAGCAGUGAGGCAUCACCAGUAGUUCUAAGCAGUUCUGUUUUGUUUAUUAAAAGGACAUUAGAAUAAAGGGUAUUCUGCAGUCAGGCACUCAUCAGUUGUUACUCCCUUAACCAACUUUGCAUCACUCUUAGCCAUGUUGUGUUGUAGCCUGUUAGCUGCUUAUCUAUCAGCCACCAUCUGCAUCUCAACUUAUUUCUGUCCUUUAUUUGAUUUUAUAUGAGUGUCAAAAUAUCUAUCCUGCGUUUUUCAGCAGUAGGAAAGCCUUGAGUUGGGGGAAGCUGAAAGUAAUUUGAGCAUCAAAGAAAAGGUAACAUUUCCUGCUUAAUUGUCUCAGUUAGAGAAGAUCUUGGACAAACUUUUUAUGCUGCCUUUCUGGUGGUAAAUUUUACAUCUGCCCAUAAGAUUUGAGGCCUCCAGUUUAUCAAAAGCCAUAAAAAAUAUUAAGACUGUUCAGAGUAUUUUCUUCAUAUGGGUGUUUGAGAAUUCUGUCCUGAAAUACUGUUUUGUUUUUUUGUCAAAUGAAGCAAGAAUAAUUAAAACUUUUUUUUUUUUCCAUGUAGUAUAUAUGUAUAACAUGCUGAACUUCUGACGGUUACAUCAGUGGGUUAAAUAACUAAGUUUAUCUUAAUCAUUAAAAUAGCUGUUUUAUUUUAAAGUUUCUUGAAAAUAUAAGUAGGGCACAGGCCUUUGCUUAAUUGACUGAGUAGUUUCAGUUUGACCAUUGAUCUUCAACACCCAAUAUGUGUUAACAAAGCUUUCAGUAUUUAUAUUUUAACUGCAUUUGCUGGCCUUGGGUUCUUAGAAGUCUGUUCAACACAACAAAACGGUAAAAAAAACAUGAAAUGAGCACAUUUUUAUUAGAGUGGCUGAAAAAACAAAUAUUAUGCUGGAACCUUGAUUUUAAAAUAAUCUCUGAAUGCCUGUUGUUAAUAAAUAGAAUAUGACUAUAAGUGGUUGUGGUCAGGUAUUGAGAGAUGGUGAUUAGAAUAAUUUAUAGUAAAUUGUUAGAUUUUCAAGUGCAAAUGUAAAGGAAAAUGUGGUUAAAGGGCAAAUGAAAAUCUUGAGGUUUAAAACAUAUUCCUGAGACAUUGCCCUGUGUACCAGGGCAUAGAAGAAAACUAUCUGUAUUUGAAAAUUAUAUCUAUUGUUGAAAUGAAAAUAGAAAAAAAAAUCUGAAAUCUAAAAUACAGAGGGGCAAAAGGGGGGAGGGGUGUAUCAAGUGUACAGUUCUGUGUGCAGAAUGUGUUCUUGGAGGGAAUUAAUUUGCUGUUCUGAGAUGUAAUUAAUGAACUGUCAGCCUCUCUUGUCAGUGAAAGAUUUUAAUCAGAGGAAGGGUCUUUAAAUGAAUAAAUAAAUAGACCCCAAACUUUUUUGGGUUUUUUUUAAGAGUAUCCAUUCAAGUAGAUUUUUUGUUUUUCUGGCUGGGAUGUUGUUUUCUUUUUUCUUUUUCUUUCAGUUCUGUCUUCUGGCUCAGAACAAGUUGAGAAGACAAUGCCAUGAUGUUUGUUGGAAUGUUUUAAGUCUUCUUUUUAUAAAGACAAGUUUAAUUUCACUUCCAGGUCAUGCUAUUUUGAUAACAAUUCUUUUAGCAGGAAGAUAGGUUAUCCUUACCUAAGUUGUCUUUAUAUUUGUUUGACUUAGCCUACAAGUCACUGUCAUCAUUGUAUCUAUUAAAUCUCAACAAGAAUUUUGAUCCUUUCAAUCUUGCAAUUACCUUAAUUGGAAAAGAAGGCUCUGAGGAAAUGAAGUCAGUUAUUUAACUCACAAUUAAUUGUACUGAUUGCAGAAGGGUAUUAAAGUUCAUUGAAGUCAAAUAUACACUACAA